This is a messenger RNA of Drosophila hydei, 449 nucleotides long. RefSeq lists its product as uncharacterized. NCBI's taxonomy places the organism in Eukaryota, Metazoa, Arthropoda, Insecta, Diptera, Drosophilidae. The transcript has 3 exons. The record is from RefSeq and is a predicted model, not a curated record. Bases 2 to 289 code for a protein of 95 amino acids.
AAUGCGGCGCACAUUUCGAUUGAUUUUCUUGUGGCUCGUCAUUCUGCUGCCAACUUUGUGCCGCACACACCGCAGCUGCCAGACGCCCGACAAAAACGUUGGCCAAUGUGUGCACUUUAGCUCUUGCCGCUUCGUGCUGCACCAAUAUGCGAUGUACAAGGAACAUAUGCCGCCGCACAUAAUGCGUUUCCUGCAAAGAUCACGCUGCCGGCCCAAAGUUGAUGGCUAUCAUUUGUGCUGUGAACUGAAAGAUGUGAUUCCUGCGAAUGCCAACUCCAAGCUGAAAUGAACUUCAAAGCGCAACUGUAUAAACUAUAAACUAUAUGACACUACUGUCCCUCGCUCUCUUCCUCUCCCUCUCACUCUCCCUCUCUCUCUGUGUGCUUUGAUCUGGCCAAAAGUUUAUGUGGCUGCCUUAAUGUCUGUAAUUAUUUAGCUCUACUCAUAUU